CGUGGGGGCGGGGGCACCACACUCAGGGGCUGUCAGGGGUCGCGGCCUCUGCCACCCCCACCCGAGCUCGCGGUCCUCCGAGCCCGCCUCCGAGGGCCCCCGAACCUUGUCCCCACCCCGGGGUCGCCCUUCGUCUCGGUGUGCUGUGGCCGGGUGUGCUGAGUCACUCGCAGCACUUCACCGGGCAGCUGGCGGACGUCGAUUGCAUUACGUUGGAAAUGCUUGUUGGACCCUGAAGUGUAGGGGACGGUGCACAUACACGGUGGUGCAGGGGGCUGAGACGAUGAAUGGUCCUGGAGGACACGUGCCAUCGGCAGGACUUCAACCCCAACGAGUACGACCUGAAGUUUCAGAGGAAUGUGCUUGACCUCUCUCUCCAGUGGAGAUUUGCCAAUCUGCCCAAUAACGCCAAGCUGGAGAUGGUGCCCAUCUCCCGGAGCCGCGAGGGGCCCGAGAACAUGGUGCGCAUUGCUCUGCAGUUGGAUGAUGGCUCCAGGUUGCAAGACACUUUCUGCUCAGGCCAGACACUCUGGGAGCUUCUCUGCCGCUUUGCCCAGAUCAGGGAGUGUCUGGACCGGCCGUGUGAGGCCAGCCCCGUUUGCGUGUACAUGAGAGAUGAGGUGACCGGUAGAGCCGCCUUGCAGAGCACGACGCUGCAGUCACUGGGCCUCACCGGGGGCAGCGCCAUCAUCAGGUUUUCCAUGAAGAGACAUGAUUCCACUGGCAGGCAGGAGCCUGGGGUCUCCUGGAGCAGAAGCCCAGGAAGCCCGACCCCUUCCUUGUCGGCCGACCAGGCAGCCAGCAGCCCUCUGUUUCCACUGAAUUCAGCGGAGCUCAGCCAGGGCGAUGUGAACCAUCAGGAUGAGGCAGCGAGCCCGGGGGCUGGCCGCGUGGAUGGCCUGGGCCCGAAGCCGGUGGACGCUCAGGCGAAACAGAUCUCGAAGGAGCCCACGCCAGCCCCCUUUGUUCCUUUCUCGGGUGGGGGACAGCGACUGGGGGGCCCCUCCGGGUCCGUGAGGCCUGUGAUGUCAUCUUCAGCCAAACUGCCAAAGUCCUUCUCCAGCCCUGCAGGCCCCUCGCAGCCAAAGAAGUCGAGGCCUGGCCAGGAGCCCCAGCCGGAGCCGGAGCUGCCAGUGGACCGAGACCCCGUGGUGUGCCACCCUGACCUGGAGGUGCUGCUCCAGGCCUGGCCUGCAGAGCUGCCUGACGAGUUCUUCGAAGUGACCGUGGAUGAUGUCAGAAGACGUUUGGCCCAGCUCAAGAGUGAACGGAAGCGCCUGGAAGAAGCCCCCUUGGUGACCAAGGCCUUCAGAGAGGCUCAGAUGAAGGAGAAGCUGCAGCGCUACCCUAAGGUGGUCUUGAGGGUCCUGUUUCCUGACCGCUACAUCCUGCAGGGCUUCUUCCGCCCCAGCGAGACCGUGGGGGAUUUGCGGGACUUCGUGAGGAGCCACCUGGGCAACCCCAAGCUGCCGUUCUACCUGUUCAUUGCUCCUCCAAAAACCAUCCUGGACGACCACACGCUGACCCUCUUUCAGCCGUCUCCUUUCAUCCGUCAGCUCGCCCUGGAGCCGUGGGGCCUCUGCUCAGAGUGGCGUCCCUGCCCGCCCGCGAUCAGAGAGCUGGCAGGGCUCAGGGAAGGAAGGCUUCCUCCCUCCUGCGGGCAAACCUCUUCCCUGCUGCCCUUGUGCACUUUGGACCUGAGGAGCCAACAGGCAUCUACCUGGAGCCCACGCUGCUGGAACACACCAUUUCCCCGUCUGCAGCUGACGUGCUGGUGGCCAGGUCCAUGUCCAGGGCUGCUGGAACCCCACCCCCGCCACCAGCCCCUGACCCUGCGCCCGUUGAGUUGGAGCCAACUGCUGAAGAAGGGGCAGUGGGCCCCCCUGAGCCCAGCCCUGGGACGGCCCAGCCAGUGAGGAGGGGUCUGGGCAAGGUGCCCAAGUGGCUGAAGCUGCCAGCCAGCAAGAGGUGAGAGCCGCCAGCCCAGAGGUGCCACUCUGCCAGCCACAGGACCCCUGCCCACCCUGAGCGGGAAUAAACAUGCAAGCCUC
Lagenorhynchus albirostris (white-beaked dolphin) is the source of this 2051-nucleotide messenger RNA. RefSeq names its product ASPSCR1 tether for SLC2A4, UBX domain containing (gene ASPSCR1). The transcript has 17 exons. Gene Ontology annotation, molecular function: protein binding. The coding region runs from base 288 to 1916 and encodes 542 amino acids. NCBI's taxonomy places the organism in Eukaryota, Metazoa, Chordata, Mammalia, Artiodactyla, Delphinidae. The record is from RefSeq and is a predicted model, not a curated record.